GGAUUCUUUAUAAAGCCGCCACCUUUGCCCUCGCGAGCUUUCGUUAGUAACGCCGCGUGAGCUGAGCGGGUGGGGGAGUUUGUCAACUGGGUGAGGCGCGCGCGAGGGAGCGAGCGUCCGACUCCGGCGAUGGCGGCGGCGGGGGAGAAGGCGAGGGUGGUGCUUGUUGGCGGCGGCCCCGCGGGCUCCCUCUUCGCCAAGACCAUGGAGGGCCACGCCGACGUCGUCCUCCUCGAUCCGAAAGAGUACCUGGAGAUCCCCUGGUCUGAGCUGCGUUCGAUGGUGGAACCAUCUUUUGCUGAGAGAUCAUUAAUCUAUCACAAAGAUUACCUCAACGACACAACCAUCGUGACAUCUUCUGCAGUCAAUAUCACCGAAGACGCUGUCCUGACUGCUGAUGGUCAAUCUCUUCCAUAUGAUUAUCUUGUCAUAGCGACUGGCCAUGCUUUGACUUCUCCUGCCAGCAGAGCUGAGAGGUUAAAAGAAUUCCAGAGAGAUAAUGGGAAGAUAGAGUCAUCAGAAUCUGUCCUGAUAAUUGGAGGUGGUCCAACUGGUGUUGAACUAGCUGCAGAGAUUGCGGUAGACUACCCGGGGAAGAAGGUGACCCUUAUCCAUAGAGGACCACGUCUACUCGAAUUCAUGGGAGAAAAGGCUUCAAAGAAGUGCCUUGAUUGGCUGACUUCAAAGAAAGUAGACGUGCUUCUUCAGCAAUCUGUUGACUUGGGCUCAUUAUCAGACACGGAGAAGGUGUACAAGACAUCAGGCGGAGAAACAGUAAGAGCUGAUUGCCACUUUGUGUGCAUUGGAAAGCCACUGAGUUCGUCGUGGCUACAUGAUACCAUCCUAAAGGAAUCUUUGGAUAGCAAGGGGAGAGUAAUGGUGGAAAAUGAUUUAAGAGUGAAGGGUUAUAAUAACAUUUUCGCGAUUGGUGACAUCACGGAUAUUCCUGAAAUCAAACAAGGGUAUAACGCCCAGAAGCAUGCCCUGCUAGUGGCGAAGAACCUGAAGUUAUUGAUCAAGGGUUUGCCUAACAGCAAACUGUCAACUUACAGCACCGGUUACCCGCUGGCACUCGUCUCUCUUGGAAGGAAGGAAGGGCUGGCUCAAAUUCCCUUUCUGACGAUCUGCGGGUGCUUGCCAGGCAAGAUCAAAUCCGGCGAUCUUUUCAUCGGCAAGACGAGGAAGCAGAUUGGCCUGAGUGGUUGACUCCGGUCCGUGGAAGUUUGAAAAUGCUUGCGUCCUCGUUGUUUACAGACGAUGGAUUCCUUCAAACAAAGCUUGUGUGUUGUUCAUAUGACCAUAUGCCUCUGUAUUCGUCUGAUGGUGUGGAUGCUUGGAAUGGUGACGAGCAGAAUGUAUGCUACGUACAUGACUACAUGUAUACAUGGACCUUUUUGCUUCGAUGAAUCUUGUGUUUAUUAAAAAGCCGCAUUUUGUUUGCUGGCAACUAAACAAUGAAUCAUCUUUGCUUGAUGGCAAUACAAUGUCUGCAAUGGCAAUUUGAUGCCUGUGGGGCCGGCCUAUGAA
This is a messenger RNA of Sorghum bicolor (sorghum), 1527 nucleotides long. RefSeq names its product apoptosis-inducing factor homolog B. NCBI's taxonomy places the organism in Eukaryota, Viridiplantae, Streptophyta, Magnoliopsida, Poales, Poaceae. Bases 130 to 1206 code for a protein of 358 amino acids. Gene Ontology annotation, cellular component: cytoplasm. Gene Ontology annotation, molecular function: electron-transferring-flavoprotein dehydrogenase activity; flavin adenine dinucleotide binding. The transcript has 4 exons. The record is from RefSeq and is a predicted model, not a curated record.